Messenger RNA from Drosophila pseudoobscura, 2026 nucleotides. RefSeq names its product BTB/POZ domain-containing protein 9-like. Lineage: Eukaryota; Metazoa; Arthropoda; Insecta; Diptera; Drosophilidae. Gene Ontology annotation, molecular function: protein binding. The record is from RefSeq and is a predicted model, not a curated record. Gene Ontology annotation, biological process: modulation of chemical synaptic transmission; adult locomotory behavior; circadian behavior. The coding region runs from base 508 to 1635 and encodes 375 amino acids. The transcript is spliced from 2 exons. Gene Ontology annotation, cellular component: cytoplasm.
CACACACGAUCAGCGACAGCCGCUGGACCCAGAAUUUGCUGAUUCAGCUCUCUUAUCAGAGUCUCGGAGCGAGAACAAUAUCAUUUGUAUUUCAACAGUCAGUGCGUUCGGCAUCGUUUCAUUGAAUCCCACUGCGUUUUUGUAGGUCUAUAAAUUUUGCCGGGCAGAUCAACCUCCGUAAUAAGCCUUUAAAUAAACUACAGAGAAACGGAUGAAAGCUAUUACCACGUUAUUUUGUGAAAUUCUAAUUGAUUUAAACAAAAUAAAUAUUCAUUAAAAUAUCUCAUUUCUAUCGAUGUUUGGCGUGUUAAAUAUACAUACAUAUAUAUAUCGAUAGCGAUUUAUCGAAAUUCAAGAGUUACUCGAAGCAAAACACCUGAAAGCCUGCAUAAAUAGAAGCAGCAGAAACUGACACAAAAAUUGCCAAACGCCACAAAAAGAGGAACAAAACAAUCUGUGCGCAUAAAUUGUUCAAGAAAUUGAAAUAAAAAAUAUCCAGCGACGAAAAUGAGCAUCCAGAAAAAUCAAGGGACCACUGUGGAAAACAUCGACGAGAUCGACAGCUUCGUCGCGGACAUGGCCAGCCUCUGCAUGAACGAGCCCUACUCGGACGUGGAGUUCCUGGUGGAGGGUCAGCGGCUGCCGGGCCACCGUCUCGUUCUGGCGACGCGCUCUGAAUACUUCCGCGCUUUGCUCUACGGCGGUUUGGCCGAGUCGAACCAACGGGAAGUUCGGCUGGAGGUGCCGCUUGAAGCCUUCAAGUUAAUCCUGGGAUAUCUCUACUCGGGGAAGAUGACUCUGUCCACACUGGACGUGGACACCAUUAUCGAUGUGCUCGAUUUGGCCCAUCUUUACGGGUUGCAGGUCGUCGAGUCGGGAAUAGGAAAAUACCUGCAGCAGAAUCUUUCUGUCAGUAAUGUGUGCACGAUCCUGGAUGUCGCACGCCGCAACAAUCUCAACCAACGGGCUGAAGAAUGCCUCAAUUUCAUCGACAACAAUGGCUUCGAUAUAGUAAAACAUGAUUCCUUCGCACAACUGCCCAAGGAAUCACUUGAGGAACUCCUGCGACGGGACAAGUUAUGGGCCCUCGAAAUUGAUAUCUUUCGAGCUGUAUGCAAAUGGAGGGACAACCAUCCGAGCGAGGACUUCAAGACGGUGGCUGCGCUCGUACGUCUCCCGCUUUUGACUGUCCAACAGCUGGUGCAAGAGGUACGCCCCUCUGGCAUAUACGAGUUGGAACAGAUACUCGACGCCAUUGGUCAAGCGGAUACCGGAAAGAAUCUGCCCUACCGUGUCGGGUUGUUGCCGGGGGAGGAUGUGGCAUCAGGGAAUCAUCUUGCGCGCCGUUUCCAGGAUGAGCUAAAUUAUACAGUCUUCGAGCUGAGAAACCUUUUCGCAAUCAACUUAAUUGAAUUUAUUUGCGAAUAUACCCCAUUUAAUCGCAUCAUGACGAUCGAAGUGCAUGUUUCUUGCGACCAGACUCACUGGAAUUGUGUGGGAUCGAAAAGUCCUCAUGGAAACGCGACACAUAACUUCACAUUCGAAGAGCGACCCGUUCGCUACAUUCGAGUGGGAGCUGUACCUAGUGGCUCUAUACAUUCGGUAUCUUCUCUGACAGCCAUGUACAAAAAGUAACACUGAUUCUAUAGAAUCAUCACAUAAGUAUGUAAAUUUUUGGACAUAGCAAACGAUGGAAAAUACUAGUUUCUGGGAAACUUCACAGCUUAGGAUAGAUCCAUUUAACUAUGGAGAAAUAGCAACCCUUCAAAAACUCUACCUAAGUGGAAGUUAGAGAGAUCUAUUGGCCAACCUGGCACGAAAAACGGUGAGAAUAUGGUUUUUACCUGCGUAAUCCCUUUUUUUGGGUGGUUUUUCGUGCCGGGUUUCGUUAGUUAAAUCGAUCUAGAAGGCGCUAACAAAUUUAAGGAAGCUGUUGGUAUAUAUUAGAUUAGAUGUUAGAUGUAAUAGAUAAUAAAAGAUAUAAAAAACAAAUACAGUAUUUGAAUAAAAGUUAAAUAAAUUUAAA